This is a messenger RNA of Mesorhabditis spiculigera, 354 nucleotides long. Lineage: Eukaryota; Metazoa; Nematoda; Chromadorea; Rhabditida; Rhabditidae. The record is from the annotation of a GenBank genome assembly.
AUGCCGACAAGAGAGGAGAUCGUCGCCGUAAUCCAAGAAGUCUACCACCGCGCCGCCGCCACCAAGCCCUACUCUUUUGAAGAAUCUACUCAGAUCAACAAGAAGUGCGUUGAAGAUGUUACCGCCAUCCUGGUCGAGAAGAAUCCAAAUUACAAGUACAUCAUCACGUCGGCCAUGUUUCGUCUGAGCGGCGGCGAUUCUGGGCUUGGUGUGUCGACCGUCACCUACUGGGAGGCCGGACGAGACCAGACGAUAACUUAUCGAUGGGAGGGCCGCGAAAUGACUGCCAUACUCAAUGUCUUCAUCGUGAAUCACCAAGCUGUCGACGAUCAGCGCAACCUUCAGCAUUAUGCG